Molecule: messenger RNA, 4516 nt
Organism: Nasonia vitripennis (jewel wasp)
Lineage: Eukaryota; Metazoa; Arthropoda; Insecta; Hymenoptera; Pteromalidae
Gene: wfs1
Product: wolframin
Exons: 7
Coding region: 430-3063 (877 amino acids)
Biological process (GO): endoplasmic reticulum unfolded protein response; calcium ion homeostasis
Cellular component (GO): endoplasmic reticulum membrane
Molecular function (GO): protein binding
Source: RefSeq, a predicted model, not a curated record
CACUCUCAGAACCGCCUACGCCGCAUCUCAAAAAGAAAAAACACCCGACGCCAACUCUCGGAGCUAAUAAUUCGCUCUAAAAAAAAACUCGCACUUUCGUUGCGCGCGCUUUUCAUCCGGCGCAUGCGCACUACCCGCUAACCUACAAACCCAAAGACGGCGAGUGAUCGCGUUAUAUAGGACGAGCAACAGCGAAAGCGAGAAUAAGAGGAAGGAAAGAGAGGGAUAGAGAAAGAGCUAAGAGUGAACGGUUCGUCUUCCCACGCAAUCUUGACGCUUCGGUGCAGGUAGAGUAUAGCGUCACACUCGCACGCGGCAGAUCAAGAGUAUAUAGAUCGCGGGGAGAUUUUUCACGGCCGAGUUGCCUCUGAUAUAAUACUGUAAUACUCUUACCGACGAGGAAGAUCGCCGGCACGUGCAGCGGAGGACAUGGCCGGCGUUGUGCCGCUCAGCUCCGGGAAGUCCGGCAGGAGACAGUGGACGCUUCACGAUGGACCAAAAGGCUCUCUCAGAAGACUGCGCUCUCAGCUGGCAGAAGAUGGUUGUCCGGAAUCCCAAGUUGUUUUGGCUAAACAACUCUUGGACGAAUGCUGUGAACUGGAUGUUGAUAAAGAGGAGAAUGCUAAACUGGGUGUAUAUUGGUUGACCAAAGCAUCGGAACAGGGUAAUUUGGAAGCUACAGAUAUUUUACAUAAGUGCUUGGCAAGUGGAAGAGGAAUUACUGAACACAAUUACUAUGAUGUGAAGAGCUGCCUUGACAUGUCUCAAGAUGAGAAGCUUGCUAGGCGUGCUGCUAGAGAAAUGUUUACAAGUCUGUCCAAUGGAGAAGAGUUUAUAACAACUGAGCAGCUACAAAGGUGCAUGAGAGACUUGGUGUUUCCUUCUACCAGUGACAAAUUAAGUAGAACUCGUUAUGUAAAUGGAACAAACCAUCUGCAAAAAUCUUUGACUGGAGACAGUGGUGAUCAGGAAUUAUCUUCGGAUGAUGAUUCAAGUCCAGAUCAAUCAUCAAAAGAUAAAGACAGGAUUCAAGAUGUCUCUCAAGCGGACUGGUCAGCACCACAAGGAGAAAAAAUAACAGAAGCAGCGUUGGUUUCUGCCGCGGCAUCUUACGCCCGAGGCUGUCUACCAGUUGUCUCGCGCGUCGUGUGCCUCGUUGAACCAACGCAAAUGGACUUGGAUGCUGUACCUCUACUUCAACGACCUUUUGUCCAUCCACUGGCCUCUCUCAAGCGCCUCUACAUCUGGCUUGUCGAAAGUCUAGGCCGUCGAGGUCUACCCCUCCGCAAAUUUUUCUUUACUACCCAUCUGCACGCUGUGAUCCUUAUACUCCUUCACGCUCUUUUGGGAGCUGAAAGUGUUGUAUUGUUUGUACCUCUGGCUCUCUAUUACUUGUCUUUCGUUGUGAUGACCAUCGCCACUUUUCAAAUUCUGCAGAGGAAGCGUGAGCUAAGUAACCUUAGGGUUUGGUCGCGCUUAUUCCUUAGCUAUUCGGGUGGAAGCUUGAAUCCGGAAGAGGCUGAAUACCAGUUUUGCCGCAACAACCUCAAGCCCUACGCUCACUUCUUUUUGGCUUUGCUGCUUAACCUUAUGCUCUUUCCUAUAGUGGCGACUCAAUGGACGCCUCAAUCGGAGUUUACUGUCAUAGCAUUUGCACUGACAUUGGUCACUCUACUGAAUUUCGUUUGGAGCGAAACGACGUCGCGCUACCCGGAUUUCCUGGCGUUGUUCAGCUUCAGCGUGAAUGUCCUGGCCAAGUACCCCUACGAGAUGGACGUCGUGGUUGCACAAACUUGGCGUUUCCUUGACAUCAAAGUGCCAACCUUUGCUUCAUACGUCGUGGGAAAUGGCAUCGAGUUCUGCUUGAACUUUCGCUUGGUUUUCUAUCUACUAAUUCCUGCAGUCUUCCUGAAGAUGGCUGCUAGGGACAACUGGCGAGGUACCUACAAGACUUUGAUCCCACACUGCGUCACUCUCAGCUGGUGGCAACUUGCUGUAUUGAGCUCGCAAAGCGCUACGUGGUACGGACUGAUCAGAGGAGCUUUAGCACUUGUUGGCAUGGUGUUGUUUUUGCCCAUCGUUGGAUUGGCUUCAAUCGUAUUGCCGAUUGUUGCUACUGCAAAGUAUAUGUCUGAGAGCGAUUUGUUCAUGAGGAUCGGCAUUACGACCGUUCUUGGUGGUAUGCCGUUCCUGGCUUCAUGGUAUCUAAGGAAAACCAGGGCUACUAGAAGACUCAACUGGCUUAUUACAUGUGUUCAACUAAUCCUUGGAUUUACUGCUGGCGCAUUUCUCACCUGGCCAAUGAUAACCGGCUAUAAAGACCAUUCAUCGGGUAUUGAAUCCAGUCCUUUCGAGAUGCCGUCCGAACUCAGUUGGGAACAGUAUCAAAACUACUGUCAUCAGCCUGCCUGGGAAGAGUCUUCAUCCAAGGCUCAGAUUCAGGUGCAGUGUGCUCAACUCGAAGGUGUCUCUAUCUCCUGGGAAGGAUACGUCACCAACACUCGCGUCAAAUCUGUGAAAAAUAAUCUGGCGCUUGCUUUGGAUUACUUGCCCGAUUUAAUCGCUAAUCCUCUGCGUUGUGCAUUUGGUGAACCUCAUGUAGAUGAUUGUGACAAACAUACCAACGAGCUUCGCAAGCUCAAUUGCAAGGCUUACCUGAAUGUGCGCAGGAAGAAAAGCAAGUGUCACCUGUCGGCUUGGAACUGGUACGAAUUCGAGAUAGCCGUGAAGAUGAAAAACGGUAUUUGGGGUAGCGCAGCUCAAGUUGUCUUAAUGGGUGACAGGUCUUUUUCCAACUUCAGUUUAAGUAUCUAUCCAGGAGACAAAAUCUGGUUCAGUGGAACGUUGUCCAAUGUAGGAUUCGAGAGUGAAUCACUUUUGGGAGGCACUUUGCCCCAUGUCAUACUCGAUGAGGUAGGUUGUCACGUUUGCCAUACAAUAGACCUCAAGUCGUACAAGAGACAGAGGCUUGGAAUAGGUUUGCACGAUGUCGCCAAAGCUGUUUAUCUAGGUGGCAAGACUGUCCUGAAUUUCCUUCUUAAUCCCAUCGUAAUUUUUAAGUAGAGCUUUACAACUCUUUAAAGGAUGGUAUGAUCACAUUUUUCUAAAGUAAUUUAGUUAAUCUUCAGAGGUCACAAGCGUUGCCAAUGUAAAGUAUGAUCAUUUGCUAAUGAUAUAUUUUGCGAAAUGGAUUUUUUUACUACCUUUAGAAAGAACAUGACGAUAAGAAAUUGAUUUUUAAAACUUUUUUAUGUUAGUGUUCUUUUCAAUCAACGCCUUCACCAAAAUGAAAUUAAUAAUUUUGUGUAUUUGUUAAUGCUUCAGUUGUAUAAGUAUUCAGUAUUUUCACAUGAAAUUAUUCAAUUCUUUUUUUAUCUUUUUUAAAUAUUAAGAGGCAUUGAUAAUUUUAUUGUUAAUGAUUCUUGAUUUUAAUGUAUUACCAGUGUCACCAGUGAAAAAUAGUAUUGAUGAGUAAGGUUCAACUAACUAGAGAAUAUGUAAGUUAGCUUGAUAAAAUCUACUAAAUGGUGUUUAGAAUACAAAUGAUCACCUAUUUUGCGUUACCUUCGACUCAGGUAUUUACGAAAACACUUGCAGCUGUAUUUUUAAGUAUAUGAAAGAAUGCAUCUGUUUAGUUGAAUGAAUCGUACAUCAUAUCUUGAGUCUGUAGAUAAGUUGAGACUUCGUUCAAAGCAUGGUAUAAAUGUAUUUUCUAGGAGCCAUCCUUAAAUUUUAAUAAUCGCAUAUAUAAAUAUAUCCUCUAGAGGCUUUACAGCCAUAAAAAUGUAAAGAUAAAGGAUUAAAAUAUUUUUUUAUUACGUUAAAUAAUAAAUGUAAGUAAUAGUGAUUUAUAUUAUGAAGACUUCAUUUACUAAUCGUUAAUCUAUAAAUCGUUACUUCCAUCCUAUAAAUAAUAAUUAUUCUUGUUCACUCUAGGGGUCUAUAAGUAGUGAUUAUUACUUGUGUCAAAACUUAAAAUCCUCUUAGGCAUUUAACAAAAUGUAUGAGUAGCAAGUAAAGAAAGCAGUUGCUUCUUCUUUUUCAAGAAUAUAUCAAAUUAUAUCAUUUUAAUUGUGCCUAAAAUUUAGUAUUACGUACAAACUAUAAUGUAUUAAUCUUCAUCUUUAUUGAUGUCGAAUUGUUUAAAAUAAAGUUGUGUAGUUUAUGGUAUAAAAAUAUAAAAUGAUACGUUGCCCAAAAUUAAUUGUAUACAAUUUGUUGGAUUAUAAAAAUGGAUGUGCCUUGUACUUUAUUGAACUGUUAUGAAAAUACUUGAAAUUUUUUUUAAUAACAAAAAUCAUUGCUUCUUUUAAGUAGGCCACCGAUAUUAAAAUUUCUGUACAGGUUUUUUUUAGCUUAAUGGAGCAAUUUAGUUGCGCAAUUGUAUUAAGGUGAAAAAAUAUUGAUAUUAUGUAUCAAUAAUUAUGUUUCCAUACUAUUUAUCAAGUGGUUUAUUAAUGUCUUUUAUCUUCUAUUUAAUUCUUUUUAAAUAUAAAUAAAUAAAAAUAUUGUAUUC